AUGCAUCUCCUGCUCCUCCUCACUCUCACCACAACCGCCACCCCAAGUCUCUCCCUCCCUUCUGUCUGGAAACGAACCCUGACAACCUCCGAUCUUUGCUCCCAAGACUGCACUCUCCUUGGCACCCCCGUCCCCGACGCCACAACCUUCACCCUCCAGCCAGAAAACGUCCGUUCUGCCUGUCCCGAAACCUUCAUUGGCACAGACCCCUUAAACCCCCUCGCCUCUUCCCGCGCCUGCCUCUCUUUUUCCUCAACAAACCUCCUCUUCAAAUUCGAUCCUUUCCCAGGCUACAUCUUCGACAACGCCACUGUGACCUGGAAACUCCGCGGCAAUUUACUCGACAAAGACAACUGGGCCCCUCCCCCACCUCCAGGAGCGCAGGAUCUCUCGUUUUACCGGGAUAGUGCACCAGGCGAGGAAGAAUAG
Thermochaetoides thermophila DSM 1495 is the source of this 429-nucleotide messenger RNA. RefSeq lists its product as uncharacterized. Lineage: Eukaryota; Fungi; Ascomycota; Sordariomycetes; Sordariales; Chaetomiaceae. Bases 1 to 429 code for a protein of 142 amino acids. The record is from RefSeq and is a predicted model, not a curated record. The transcript has 2 exons.